Oenanthe melanoleuca is the source of this 1184-nucleotide messenger RNA. RefSeq names its product Wnt family member 3A (gene WNT3A). Gene Ontology annotation, cellular component: extracellular region. Lineage: Eukaryota; Metazoa; Chordata; Aves; Passeriformes; Muscicapidae. The transcript is spliced from 4 exons. Gene Ontology annotation, biological process: neuron differentiation; multicellular organism development; cell fate commitment. The coding region runs from base 1 to 1059 and encodes 352 amino acids. The record is from RefSeq and is a predicted model, not a curated record. Gene Ontology annotation, molecular function: cytokine activity; frizzled binding.
AUGGCCUCUUUUGGAUAUUUCCUGUUUCUUUGUGGGUUGAGUCAGGCUCUGUCAAGUUACCCAAUCUGGUGGUCCUUGGCAAUUGGUCACCAGUACUCGUCCCUGGGCACUCAGCCCAUCCUGUGCGGGAGCAUCCCGGGGCUGGUGCCCAAGCAGCUGCGCUUCUGCCGCAACUACGUGGAGAUCAUGCCCAGCGUGGCAGAAGGGGUCAAGAUCGGCAUCCAGGAGUGCCAGCACCAGUUCCGGGGCAGGAGGUGGAACUGCACCACUGUCAACGACAGCUUGGCCAUCUUUGGGCCCGUGCUGGAUAAAGCCACCAGGGAGUCAGCCUUCGUGCACGCCAUCGCCUCGGCCGGCGUGGCGUUCGCCGUCACCAGGUCCUGCGCCGAGGGCUCGGCCACCAUCUGCGGCUGUGACACGCGCCACAAGGGCUCUCCUGGCGAGGGCUGGAAGUGGGGGGGCUGCAGUGAGGACGUGGAAUUUGGCAGCAUGGUGUCCCGGGAGUUCGCCGACGCCCGGGAGAACCGGCCCGACGCUCGCUCGGCCAUGAACAGGCACAACAACGAGGCUGGAAGGACCUCCAUCAUUGAGCUCAUGCACCUCAAGUGCAAGUGCCACGGGCUCUCGGGCAGCUGCGAAGUGAAGACCUGCUGGUGGUCCCAGCCAGACUUCAGGGUCAUCGGCGACUACCUCAAGGACAAGUACGACAGCGCCUCGGAAAUGGUGGUGGAGAAGCACCGCGAGUCGCGCGGCUGGGUCGAGACCCUCCGGCCCAAAUACAACUUCUUCAAGGCGCCGACCGAGAAGGACCUGGUCUACUACGAGAACUCGCCCAACUUCUGCGAGCCCAACCCCGAGACCGGCUCCUUCGGGACGCGCGACAGGAUCUGCAACGUCACCUCCCACGGCAUCGACGGCUGCGACCUGCUGUGCUGCGGCCGCGGCCACAACACGAGGACUGAGAAAAGGAAAGAGAAGUGCCACUGUAUCUUCCACUGGUGCUGCUACGUCCGCUGCCAGGAGUGCAUACGAGUCUACGACGUCCACACGUGCAAAUAAAGCGGGCAAGACCCUUGGCCGGGCUCCGAGUGGAGGAAUGGAAAUUUUUUUGAGCCUACUUCCUCUGAGGUUGCAGACGUGAGAGAAGUCUACUUUUUUUGGUAUUAAAAGAAUAAAAACUGGAC